This is a messenger RNA of Gastrolobium bilobum, 1941 nucleotides long. RefSeq names its product protein BASIC PENTACYSTEINE6-like. The transcript is spliced from 5 exons. Gene Ontology annotation, biological process: response to ethylene. The record is from RefSeq and is a predicted model, not a curated record. Gene Ontology annotation, cellular component: nucleus. The coding region runs from base 455 to 1468 and encodes 337 amino acids. Gene Ontology annotation, molecular function: sequence-specific DNA binding; DNA-binding transcription factor activity. Lineage: Eukaryota; Viridiplantae; Streptophyta; Magnoliopsida; Fabales; Fabaceae.
UGAAAAAUGUGAGUGGCAAGCGAGGAAGUUGCAUAGUGCAGGCACAGACACAAACCGGUUGAACCUUGGACCCUAAGUGGAGCACAAUUUCUCACAAUUCAUUCUCUUUGUUGCGGAGAUUUUCCAAUUCAACACUUCUCAUCUCAAGAUUAAAAACACAAGGCGGCCAACUAUCAUCCACUAACUGCUAACGUAUAAUAUUCACAAACACGGAUAAAAAUUGAUGAUCAAGAAUUCCAGAACUUCCUUCCUGUAAUCUGUUGAUUAGGAGUGCCAUUGAUUAGGAAUGCAACCUUCACGUACUAGGGAUAAUUUUGAUCAAGCAUGGGCUAGGUUUAUAAUCCCUAUUUGUAAGCAUGGACUUCUAGCAAACUGUAGUUUGAUUAACCAAUUUCCAUAUUGGUUGGGGAAGCCUUGAGUUAAUAUUUACCUUUUUCUACCAUUGGUGUUUCUAAUGGAUGAUGCUGGGCAUCGUGAAAAUGGAAGGCAUAAAGCAGAUCAAUAUAAAACUGCUCAGGGACAGUGGUUGAUGCAACAUCAGCCUUCCAUGAAGCAAAUUAUGGCAAUUAUGGCUGAAAGAGAUGCGGCUAUUCAAGAAAGAAAUCUGGCCCUUUCUGAGAAAAAGACAGCACUUGCAGAGCGUGACAUGGCAUUCCUGCAGCGAGAUACUGCAAUUGCAGAGCGAAAUAAUGCAAUUAUGGAACGAGAUAAUGCGAUUGCAGCUCUUCAGUAUCGAGAAAACACGUUAACUAGUGGUAGUAUGUCAUCGUGUCCUCCAGGAUGCCAAAUUUCACGUGGUGUCAAGCAUAUUCAUCAUCCUCAGCAACAGGUACACCAUUUACCUAACAUGGUUGAUGCUUCUUACAGCACACGGGAAAGGCACCCAGCAGAUGCCCUUCCAUCCGCACCCAUCCCUUCAGAAGUUGGGAAAUCACGGCGGGCCAAACGACCAAAGGAAGCUAAGUCGAUUUCACCUAAUAAAAAGACUUCGAAAGCAGCAAAAAAAGUCAAGAGGGAGAAUGAAGACUUGAAUAAGAUGAUGUUUGGCGAGGCACAUGAGUGGAAGAGUGGUCAGGAAAUGGUCAACGGAGGUGAUGAUCUUAACAAGCAGUUAGUGGUGUCGAAGGCGGAUUGGAAAGGUCAGGACUUGGGGUUGAACCAAGUGGCAUAUGAUGAGUCAACCAUGCCAGCGCCAGUAUGCUCUUGUACUGGUGUACUGAGGCAGUGCUACAAAUGGGGGAAUGGGGGUUGGCAGUCUGCCUGUUGCACAACAACGCUGUCAAUGUAUCCACUUCCAGCAGUGCCCAACAAGAGGCAUGCUCGGGUAGGUGGUCGAAAGAUGAGUGGGAGUGCUUUCAAUAAACUGCUUAGUCGGCUUGCAGCCGAAGGUCAUGAUCUGUCAAACCCCGUUGACCUCAAGGACCAUUGGGCCAAACAUGGUACAAAUCGGUACAUCACAAUAAAGUAAAUUGUGAGAAAUUUUUGUCUCUGGGGCAGCGAUACAUAAAUAGAAACAGCUUUUAGUGAUCAAUUGUGGAUUCUCAAACCGAACAACUAGGAAAAUAAGGUAACUGUAAAGGUCUUCAGGGAAAGCUAAUGAUUAGGUUAUGCCCUUAUUACCUAUAAUUAGGGUGCAUAAUCCUGCAUAAUGUUGGCUAUAUUAGUGAUUGAUGAAAUGACACUAUAAUCAUCCUUGCCAAUUGUACCUCAUUUAAUCUGCUGAAAUGGUCUGGUGUCACCAAUGGCUUGUAAAAAGGUUGCAUGAUGGAUAAGUAGUGAGUCCUUAAGCCCGAAUAACUGUAGAGACUCGUGUCCUUAGUCUUCUUGAAACCCUAUCUAUGAGUUAAUAUGUAGAAUUGUGUAUGAAUGUAUCUAUCAGAUAUGUAUGUUAUUUUCCAUCUACCUUGGAACCCUCUAUCUAUGAGGUAAGUUUUUAUGGGU